GAAUCAGUCUCCUAAUGGAACACUGAUGCUUCCAACCAUAAAAGAUAUGCUUCACUUGUCACCUCUCCACUUCUCCAUCAAAUUUAUUUUUUUAAUUUGUUUUUGCCCUCAGCCGUUCCCAGUUUAACCAGAUUCUCUAGUCUCGAUUUUUUUGCAACUUUUCUUUCGUCUGAUUAUCCAAAUUUUGGCUUUUUAAGCCCUCACAUUGACACUGUUUUCCUUUGUCAUUUGAUUAAAAUUUGCUGCUUUUUUUCUUCUUAACUGAAACACAUCAAUUCGAAGAACUGGGUUUGUUUUGUUCCACAUGGUUUCUGCUUCUACCCAAUGCCCGUUUGGAUUCACUGUUCCCUGCAAUGGAACAUUUGGUUACGAAAAGGUGGAGUUUUUAAGUUCAAAUUCUUUUCAUCAUUUGGAAAUUUCGAGAAAUAAGUUUUUCCUAGGCUCUGCUUCAACGAUUACAGCAAAGCCUGCUUUAGUUGGUCAAAUAUGUUCUCUACAUGAUUUUGAUGAUUUCUUUUGGGAGAAAACUCCUACACCUAUACUUGAUGCAAUUGAAAACCCUAUCUGCUUGAAGAACUUCACUCUUAAGGAAUUGAAACAAUUAGCUAAUGAAAUCCGUUCAGAGUUGUCUUCUAUUAUGCCCAAAACCCAAAAAUCCUUCAAGGCUAGUUUGGCAGUGGUGGAACUGACUGUAGCAUUACACCAUGUUUUUCAUGCUCCAGUGGAUAAGAUACUGUGGGAUAUUGGGGAACAAACGUAUGCACAUAAAAUUCUUACUGGGAGGCGGUCUCUAAUUCAUACCCUGAGACAAAAGGAUGGUAUUUCUGGCUAUACCUCUCGAUCUGAGAGUCAGUUUGAUCCUUUUGGUGCAGGACAUGGGUGCAACAGCAUCUCUGCUGGACUUGGAAUGGCAGUUGCACGGGAUAUUAAAGGGAAAUGGGAACGAAUUGUUACAGUCAUUGGCAAUGUAACAACUAUGGCUGGUCAGGUCUACGAGGCAAUGAGCAAUGCAGGUUAUCUGGAUUCAAAUAUGAUAGUCAUUUUAAAUGACAGCCGUCAUUCUUUACAUCCAAAGAUUGAAGAGGGCCCCAGGACAUCCAUCAAUGCUCUAUCUAGUACCCUAAGCAGGCUCCAGUCAAGUAAAUCUUUUCGGAGGUUAAGAGAAGUCGCUAAGGGUGUCACUAAAAGAAUUGGUAAGGGUAUGCAUGAAUGGGCUGCCAAAGUUGAUGAAUAUGCACGUGGUUUGAUUGGUCCACCAGGAUCAACUCUUUUUGAAGAGCUUGGAUUGUAUUACAUAGGCCCUGUUGAUGGGCACAACAUUGAAGACCUAAUUUCUGUUCUACAGGAAGUGGCGUCCCUAGAUUCGAUGGGUCCUGUGUUAGUGCAUGUGAUAACGGAGGAAAACCUGGGUACACUGAAUAACCAAAAAAGUGAGAUUUCAGUGAAGAAGCAGGCAGGAUCAAGUAGCUCAGACUCUUUUUUGUUCAAUAACAAUUCUCGAACAUAUAGUGAUUGCUUAGUGGAGGCUUUGGUUAUGGAGGCAGAGAAGGACAAGGAUAUUGUUUUGGUCCAUGCUGGAAUGGAAAUGGAUCCACCGCUUCAACUGUUUCAGGAAAAAUUUCCAGAGAAGUUUUUUGAUGUAGGAAUGGCUGAACAGCAUGCUAUUACAUUUUCUGCUGGUCUGUCAUGUGGAGGCUUGAAGCCAUUUUGUAUAAUUCCUUCUGCUUUUCUGCAGAGAGCUUAUGAUCAGGUGAUACAUGAUGUAGACCAACAGAGGAUCCCAGUGCGUUUCGUCAUUACAAGUGCCGGACUGGUAGGAUCUGAUGGUCCCACACAGUGUGGGGCAUUUGAUAUAACUUUCAUGUCAUGUUUGCCUAACAUGAUUGUCAUGGCACCAUCUGAUGAGGAUGAGCUUGUGCACAUGGUUGCGACUGCUGCUCAUAUUAAUGAUCGACCAAUUUGCUUUCGGUAUCCAAGGGGUGCCAUUGUCAGGAAGGUCUAUCCUAUGUCCAGUGGAAUUCCAAUAGAGAUUGGAAAAGGGAAAGUUCUUGUAGAGGGUAAAGAUAUUGCUUUGCUUGGGUAUGGGGCAAUGGUUCAGAACUGCCUGAAAGCUCGAGCCCUUCUUUCAAAGCUUGGCGUUGAGGUAACUGUUGCUGAUGCAAGAUUUUGCAAGCCCCUUGACAUUAAGCUUCUCAGGGAGCUUUGUCAAAACCAUGCCUUUCUUAUCACAGUUGAGGAAGGUUCUAUUGGAGGAUUUGGAUCACAUGUUUCACAGUUUAUUGCUCUUGAUGGACAGCUUGAUGGCAGAAUUAAGUGGCGACCAAUUGUUUUACCAGACAACUACAUUGAGCAUGCAUCACCAACUGAGCAAUUUUCUCUUGCGGGGAUGACUGGACAUCACAUUGCUGCAACAGCACUAAGUCUGCUCGGCCGCAACCGUGAAGCACUCCUUUUAAUGUGCUAGAAAUCUACCCAGUCUCUUCCAAGUCUUCAUGUAACACUUCAGGUUGACCUGAAUUAUAGUGAGUUGAAGCUACAUAACAGAAAAAUGAGCUAAGAAAAUAUUGUUGGUAAUAUCCGGCACUAGAUGACCUGAUUUUCAGUACAUGUCUUUGUAAUCUGUAUAUUAUUGCAGUAAUUUGAUCAUUGUGAUUAUUGGUUUUGAAA
Molecule: messenger RNA, 2667 nt
Organism: Mangifera indica (mango)
Lineage: Eukaryota; Viridiplantae; Streptophyta; Magnoliopsida; Sapindales; Anacardiaceae
Product: probable 1-deoxy-D-xylulose-5-phosphate synthase, chloroplastic
Exons: 10
Coding region: 305-2464 (719 amino acids)
Biological process (GO): terpenoid biosynthetic process
Molecular function (GO): 1-deoxy-D-xylulose-5-phosphate synthase activity
Source: RefSeq, a predicted model, not a curated record